This is a messenger RNA of Calidris pugnax (ruff), 3485 nucleotides long. Its product is annotated as transcription factor COE1-like. The coding region runs from base 96 to 1976 and encodes 626 amino acids. The record is from RefSeq and is a predicted model, not a curated record. Gene Ontology annotation, molecular function: RNA polymerase II cis-regulatory region sequence-specific DNA binding; DNA-binding transcription factor activity, RNA polymerase II-specific. The transcript has 16 exons. NCBI's taxonomy places the organism in Eukaryota, Metazoa, Chordata, Aves, Charadriiformes, Scolopacidae. Gene Ontology annotation, biological process: regulation of transcription by RNA polymerase II.
GGCCGGGACGGCAGCCCCCGGCACCUGCCCGGCUCUGAGCUCCGCUGCCGGGCCCGGGGCAGGAAAGUUGGGGACGGUCGCUGAAGCCCCCUGCCAUGUUCUCCGUGCAGGAGGCGCUGCCCCGGGGGGGGCUGCCCAUGAAGGAAGAGCCGCUGACCGCUGGGCUGCCCUCCGUCCGCUGGCUGCAGGGCACCGGCAUCCUGGACGCCAGCACGGCGGCACAGAGCGGGGUGGGCCUGGCACGAGCCCACUUUGAGAAGCAGCCCCCCUCCAACCUGCGGAAAUCCAACUUCUUCCACUUCGUCCUGGCCAUGUACGACCGGCAGGGCCAGCCCGUGGAGAUCGAGCGCACCUCCUUCAUCGACUUCGUGGAGAAGGAGCGGGAGCAGAAUGGCGAGAAAACCAACAACGGGAUCCACUACCGGCUCCAGCUGCUGUACAGCAACGGGCUCCGGACUGAGCAGGACCUCUACGUCCGCCUCAUCGACUCCAUGUCCAAGCAGGCCAUCAUCUACGAGGGGCAGGACAAGAACCCAGAGAUGUGCCGGGUCCUCCUCACCCACGAGAUCAUGUGCAGCCGCUGCUGCGACAAGAAGAGCUGUGGGAACCGCAACGAGACCCCCUCUGACCCCGUCAUCAUCGACAGGUUUUUCCUCAAGUUUUUUCUCAAAUGCAACCAAAACUGCCUGAAGAAUGCGGGGAACCCCCGGGAUAUGCGGCGCUUCCAGGUGGUCGUGUCGACGACGGUGAACGUGGACGGCCACGUCCUGGCUGUGUCUGACAACAUGUUUGUCCACAACAACUCCAAACACGGGCGGCGGGCACGGCGCCUCGACCCCUCCGAAGCAGCCACCCCCUGCAUCAAAGCCAUCAGCCCCAGCGAGGGCUGGACCACCGGAGGUGCCACUGUCAUCGUCAUCGGGGACAACUUCUUCGAUGGGCUGCAGGUCGUCUUCGGCACCAUGCUGGUGUGGAGCGAGCUCAUCACGCCUCACGCCAUCCGGGUGCAGACCCCCCCACGACACAUCCCCGGCGUGGUGGAGGUGACGCUCUCCUACAAGUCCAAGCAGUUCUGCAAGGGUGCCCCAGGACGCUUCGUCUACACCGCGCUGAACGAGCCCACCAUCGACUACGGGUUCCAGCGGCUGCAGAAGGUCAUCCCCCGGCACCCUGGGGACCCCGAGCGCCUGCCCAAGGAGGUCUUGCUGAAGCGGGCAGCUGACCUGGUGGAGGCUCUCUACGGGAUGCCGCACAGCAACCAGGACAUCAUCCUGAAGCGAGCGGCAGACAUCGCCGAGGCGCUGUACAGCGUCCCCCGCAACCCCAGCCAGCUCUCCUCGCUGGCCGGCACCCACGGCCCCGCCAGCAUGAUGGGGGUGAACUCCUUCGGCAGCCAGCUGGCCGUCAACAUCGGUGACUCGCCGCAGGGCACCGAGCAAGGUGGGCCGGGGGCCGCGCCGGGCAGCAGGAGGGGGUCCCUGCCUGCCCUGUGCCACCCCCGGCCCCUGUCGCCCACAGGCUACUCCCGAAACACGGGCAGCGUCUCACCACGGGGCUACGUGCCCAGCUCCACGCCGCAGCAGAGCAGCUACAGCGGUGCCGCCGGCAUCAACGGCUACGGUGGUGGCACCAUGGCUGGCCUGGGGGUGCCCGGCUCCCCCAGCUUCCUCAACGGCUCCACCGCCAACUCCCCCUAUGCCAUCAUGCCUGCCAGCCCCCCGCUGGGUGCCUCCUCCAUCACCCUCCCGUCAGGCACCAAUGCCUCCACCCCCACCGGGGUCUUCUCCUUCUCGCCCGUCAACAUGAUCUCAGCGGUGAAGCAGAAAAGCGCCUUCGCCCCCGUGGUGCGGCCGCAGACCUCCCCGCCGCCCGCCUGCGCCAGCACCAGCGGCAGCAGCCUGCAAGACCCGGCUUUCGAGGACUCGGACAAGUUCCACACGCCUGCGCGGCCGCUCCAGGGACUGGCCUAUUCCUAAGCACACUGUGCCCGGCCGCCUCAUGCCACCCAUGUGAGCCAGGAUGGCUCCGGAGCUGCGACAUGGACUGGGACUGAUCAUGGCCUCGCAGCCCAGCAGUGCCAGCCCCUCCAACCCGCUCCCAGGGGCUCCCGUGAGGAUCAGGGCACACAGGGCUCCGGGACCUGCCACCCCGCUGCCCUGCGGCUGCCCCAGACCAGCCCCAUGGAGAUCAGCUCCCUCACAGGGGAGUCACCUUGGCCAGGACCACCAGCAGAGUGGCCUGGCAUGGCUCAGCUCAGCGGGCAACCCCUCCUGAGGCCAGAGAGGGGCCUCGGGGGGAGCCGCUGGGAAUGACCCAAACGCUCUGGGUUUAACCUCAGAAAGAUGCUGAGAGACUUGCGGUUGUGUGGGCAGCGGAAGCCGUGGGCAGGAUGCUCAGGGGUAGAAGGGACGGAUGCUCUGGGGUGGGAGGGAUGGAUGCUCCAGGGCAGGAAGGAUGCUGUGGGGAAGGAUGGGAGGAUGUUCCAGGGCAGGAUGGAUGCUCUGAGACAGGAGGGAUGGUCCGGGGUGGGAUGGAUGCUCCAGGGCGGGAUGGGGAGGGAUGUUCCUGGGCAGGAUGAAUACUCGGGGGUGGGAGGGCUACUCCAGUGGGGCCCAGCUUCCCCCCACACUUCCCGGCUCUCUCACCACUGUGGCCAGCACUCUCUCCCCAGAUGUGCAGCUCCACAUCUGGAGCCGCCCACCCGCAGCUCCCCGGUGGCCGAAGCCGGAUCUCUGCCUGCAUCCGCGCCCCCGCCAAGGAUCGGGGCCUCGGCGCCACCCGGGCGGGGGGAUCUGGGCUGCCCCGGCCCACCGACCCGAGCCCCCGGCACAGGGAUGGCACAGUUCCCGACCCCGUCAGCUGCCAGGGCUGGCUGCUCCAGGACACAACCGCAGCUCUUUUCUCAUUAUUAUCACUAUUAUUAUUAAUAUAAUAUUAUUAUUAUUAUUUUUAGCAGCAGGCGAGCCAGCAGGCAGGGGCUCUGACAGGGCAGGCAGGAGACCCCCGGCCCUGGGGCCUGCCUCCCCCCGCCGGGGGUUUCCCUGUCCUCCCAGCCAGGCGGGAGCGGCUGGGGAUUGGGAAUUUUGUAAAUAAAGAAAAAGGGAAAAAAACCACCCCAACACUCCCCCACCCACCGGCAUCCCACCUGUGAGAGUGGCCCAUGUCCCCCGCUGUGUCUUGUGCCCCUGUGUGCCACAGCGAUGGUGACACCACUGUGCCCUUCUUGGUGUCAGCACGUGCUGCCCCUGUGCAGCCCCCGUUGCCCCUCGCUUAGUGCUGGGUCCUUGGCUGAUGUCCCCAGCUCCUGCUUGGGGUGACCAUGGAGGUCCCAGGGCCGGGGGCAGCCCCCCACCCACCUUUGGGUGCAGGGUGACACUCCCCCCCAGGGUCCUGGUCCCCUCAUGGUGCUGGCGCAGGACAGCGAUGCUGGGGUCCCUCAGAGUGGGGGGCCUUUCUGACAUGGAAAUAAAAAGCCUUGUAGAAGG